AUGUUCACUUCCAGGUCCUUCGCUGGCAUUGCCCAGGGAGCACUCAAACGUUCUCAAGGUCUCAGGCGCUACGCCACUGUCUCGCCGACAGCUGGUUUUGCCGGCCAAAAGGGCAGUAAUGGAAAAUAUACCGUUACGCUCAUUCCUGGCGAUGGUAUCGGGCCCGAAAUUAGCCAGUCGAUCAAGGACAUCUAUGUUGCCGCCAACGUUCCCAUCCAAUGGGAGGAAGUCGACGUUACGCCGAUUCUGAAGAACGGAAAGACGGUCAUCCCAGACUUGGCUAUUACCUCUGUCAAAAAGAAUACUGUUGCACUGAAAGGACCUUUGGCGACCCCCAUUGGCAGGGGCCACGUAUCGCUGAACUUGACAUUGCGUAGGACAUUCAACCUUUUUGCCAACGUCCGACCCUGUGUAUCUAUCCAAGGUUUCAAGACUCCAUACGACGACGUGAAUACUGUUCUUAUUCGGGAGAAUACUGAGGGAGAGUACUCAGGUAUAGAACAUGAGGUUAUCGAUGGCGUUGUUCAAUCCAUCAAACUCAUCACCUGGGAGGCUUCCGAGCGUGUUGCUCGUUAUGCCUUCCAUUAUGCGCAAUCUAGCGGACGCAAACGCGUAACUGCUGUUCACAAAGCGAACAUCAUGAAAAUGUCUGACGGCAUGUUUUUGUCUGCUUGCCGAGAGGUCUCUAAGGGCUUCCCAGACAUUGCUUAUGACGAAGAUCUGCUGGAUCGCGUUUGCCUUCAGGUUGUGCAAAAUCCAAGACCUUACUCCGACCGUGUCAUGGUCAUGCCUAAUCUCUACGGCGAUAUCCUUUCGGACAUGUGUGCCGGCCUUAUUGGCGGCUUGGGAUUGACACCAUCGGGUAAUAUUGGUCGUGACGCGUCUAUAUUUGAGGCAGUUCAUGGUUCUGCUCCCGACAUCGCUGGGAAGGGACUCGCUAAUCCAACAGCCCUUCUGUUGUCAUCCCUGAUGAUGCUAAGGCAUAUGAAUCUCUAUGAGCACGCCGGUAAAAUCGAAAAGGCCGCUCUGACGACUAUUGCGGAAGGUAAGACGAUCACUGGUGACUUGGGUGGCAAAGCUUCCACAAAGGAGUAUACUGCGGCCAUCAUCCAGAAGCUUCAGCAAUAGAGCAGAAGUGCAUGUACAUACAUCUGGAUACUGGACUAGAGUACAUUAAUCGAAAC
Messenger RNA from Guyanagaster necrorhizus, 1184 nucleotides. RefSeq lists its product as uncharacterized. NCBI's taxonomy places the organism in Eukaryota, Fungi, Basidiomycota, Agaricomycetes, Agaricales, Physalacriaceae. The record is from RefSeq and is a predicted model, not a curated record. Gene Ontology annotation, biological process: isocitrate metabolic process; tricarboxylic acid cycle. Gene Ontology annotation, molecular function: isocitrate dehydrogenase (NAD+) activity; magnesium ion binding; NAD binding. The transcript is spliced from 14 exons. Gene Ontology annotation, cellular component: mitochondrion. The coding region runs from base 1 to 1128 and encodes 375 amino acids.